Triticum turgidum subsp. durum (durum wheat) is the source of this 951-nucleotide messenger RNA. Lineage: Eukaryota; Viridiplantae; Streptophyta; Magnoliopsida; Poales; Poaceae. The record is from the annotation of a GenBank genome assembly.
AUGCUGGUCAGGAGCGCGUCCACGCCGGUGCUCGGCGCGCUGCACGCGGCAUCCGGGACCGGCGGCCACUCCCCGGCCGUCCACUUCGCCGAGUCCUCGCCCACGGUCGCCUACCACCCGCCGGCCAUCUCCUGCAGCCUGUCCGCCGGCGGUGGCGGCGGCUCGGGCUCGGACCACGACCGCUCCCGCGGCGGCGGCCUGCGCCGCGCGUGCUCGGACGGCAACCUCGCCGCGCUGGGCGGCCCCGCGGACGACCACCACCACCACCUGCCGCCGCGCUCCAGGCCGGCGCUCGAGACGAUCCAGUCGUUCACGGCGCGCGACGGGGCCAGGGACGAGGAGGAGGAGGAGGACGACGACGACGCUGACCAAGAGACGAGCUUUGGGCAGUUCGGCUUCGGCAGCACGUACGCGCAGGAGCACCCGCUGUUCCUGGCCAGGGGCCUCGGGAUCGACCGGCUGGGCUCGGGCCUGCUGAGCGCCGACUGCGGGGGCGGCAUCGACGGCGGCGCCGGGGGCAGCUACCUGGCGGCCUCCGGCGGCGGGGGAGGGGACCGCUCCGGCAUCGAGAUCCACUACAAGAGGCUCAUCGGCGAGGACCCCUGCAACGGCCUCUUCCUCAGGAACUACGCGCAGUUCCUCAACCAGGUGAAAGGGGAUCGGCGGAGGGCGGAGGAGUACUACUCCCGCGCGAUCCUGGCGGACCCCGACGACGGCGAGCUGCUGUCGGAGUACGCGAGGCUGGUGUGGGAGGUGCACGGCGACGAGGAGCGCGCGUCCAGCUACUUCGACCGGGCGGCCAGGGCCGACCCGCACAACAGCCACGUCCUCGCCGCGCAGGCCGCCUUCCUGUGGGACACGGACGACGGCGCCGGGCCCGAGGACGACGAUGCCAUGAGCUACACCGGGUUCCCGGCCGCUCACCCGUCCAUGGCUUCCGCCACCAGCUGA